UUUCGCGUUGCGUUCAGAGUCGGCGGAGAUUCGCAACGGACGGUUAAGUGUAUCCGUUUACUUCUUUUUCUUAAAAAAAAAACUUUUUAUUUGUCUCCUGCCUCAUUGUCGUCGUUGUUUGUCGUCAUUGUUACGCGAUUUUCUUUAUUCUUUUGUCUCUUCGAUUAACUCUUUAGAUAUACAAAAUGGAGAAGAAAAGUGUUUGCAUCAUUGGCUCUGGAAAUUGGGGAUCGGCCAUUGCUAAGAUAGUUGGCGCCAAUGCCAAAAAGCAAAAUAAUUUUGAAGACCGCGUUACUAUGUACGUGUACGAAGAAUUAAUAAAUGGAAAAAAAUUGACUGAAAUAAUUAACGAAACGCAUGAAAAUGUAAAAUAUCUUCCUGGUCAUCAACUUCCAGAGAACGUGGUUGCAGUUCCUGAUGUUAUGGAAGCUGCGAAGGACGCUGAUAUCCUUAUUUUCGUGGUGCCACAUCAGUUUAUUCGUAGAAUAUGCAGCACACUUUAUGGAAAAAUUAAACCUACAGCCAUUGGUCUCUCCCUUAUAAAAGGUUUUGACAAAAAAGAAGGUGGUGGUAUAGAGUUGAUCUCACAUAUCAUUUCUAAUGAAUUACACAUUCCUAUGUCUGUAUUAAUGGGAGCAAAUUUGGCAUCUGAGGUAGCAGAAGAAAUGUUCUGUGAAACCACUAUAGGAUGCAAAGACAAAGUGAUGGCUCCGGUUCUUCGAGAUCUGAUUCAGACAUCAUAUUUCAGAGUUGUUGUAGUUGAAGAUGUUGAUUCAGUUGAAUGCUGUGGAGCAUUAAAGAAUAUUGUGGCUUGCGGCGCUGGUUUCGUCGAUGGAUUAGACUUAGGUGAUAACACAAAAGCCGCGGUUAUUCGAUUGGGAUUAAUGGAGAUGAUUAAAUUUGUGGAUGCCUUCUACCCUGGUGGUAAACUAUCAACAUUUUUUGAAAGCUGUGGUGUAGCUGAUCUUAUUACAACAUGUUAUGGUGGAAGAAAUCGUAAAGUAUCAGAAGCUUUUGUAAGAACUGGAAAGACUAUUGAGGAAUUAGAGAAAGAAAUGCUUAAUGGGCAAAAAUUGCAAGGACCAUUUACAGCAGAAGAAGUAAAUUAUAUGUUAAAGUUGAAAAAUAUGGAAAGUAGGUUUCCUCUUUUCACGGCAAUCCAUCGUAUUUGCAUCGGACAGCUAAAACCUGCGGAUCUGAUCGAUUGUAUUCGCAAUCAUCCGGAACACAUGUAAGCGUUUAAUAGUUACAAUUAAAGUUGGAGGCGGAUUAAAUUGGAAUACAACGAUAAUCGAACGAUAAGUUUAAACUUGUGAUGUCAAUUCUUAUAUUGAUUUUGUUUAAUAUGUUGGUUUUUAUUCCUGUCAAAAAUAGCAUUAACAUUUUAGCAGUAUAAACCCAAUAGUUGAUGACGAUAACAUUAUUUUAAUAUUUGUGCUUUGACUUGUAACGUUAUAAUGAAAUUACUAACAUAGUUCGUUAAAAACAAUAUUUCAUUAUAUUUAGCGCUAUAUGCGCUUAAUCCGUCUCUAACGUUAUAAUUAUUUUGUUUUUCUGUAAUCCACCCUCUUACACUUCAUUUUACUGGUGGAACAUAAAUCGCA
Molecule: messenger RNA, 1604 nt
Organism: Vespula pensylvanica (western yellowjacket)
Lineage: Eukaryota; Metazoa; Arthropoda; Insecta; Hymenoptera; Vespidae
Gene: Gpdh1
Product: glycerol-3-phosphate dehydrogenase [NAD(+)], cytoplasmic
Exons: 7
Coding region: 186-1235 (349 amino acids)
Biological process (GO): glycerol-3-phosphate catabolic process; carbohydrate metabolic process
Cellular component (GO): cytosol; glycerol-3-phosphate dehydrogenase (FAD) complex
Molecular function (GO): glycerol-3-phosphate dehydrogenase [NAD(P)+] activity; protein homodimerization activity; NAD binding
Source: RefSeq, a predicted model, not a curated record